Molecule: messenger RNA, 552 nt
Organism: Microthlaspi erraticum
Lineage: Eukaryota; Viridiplantae; Streptophyta; Magnoliopsida; Brassicales; Brassicaceae
Source: the annotation of a GenBank genome assembly
AUGUUUCAUGAGGUGAUUUAUCUUAUAGCUAAAUCUCAGAAGCAUACCUCACUUCCAUUGAGAUAUGAUGUUUCCCUGGAUAUAAACACACGAGGGCCCAGUAAUCUCAUGGGAUUCGCCAAGAAAUUCAAGAAACUGAAGUUUUUCUUGCAAGUGUCCACAGCUUAUGUGAAUGGACGAAGGCAAGGAAGGAUCAUGGAGAAGCCAUUCACAAUGGGAGAUUGUAUAGCAACUGAGAACUUCCUUGAAGAAAAAGAGAAAAGCAUUAGACGUCGCUCUGGCCUUAUAUUGGAAUUUUCCGCAAUUUCCUGUGACUCUGUUGAUAAGCUGAGAGAUUCUGUUGAUGUUCCUGGUGGAGUCGCACUGCUGUUCGUGGUGAAAAAUGACAUGCUAGAGAAGACGGCGGCGGUGGAAAUGAGAGCGUCCAAAAUCUUCCCUGAGAGCCACGUGUUUGAUGAACGUAACGAGUUGACAGUUAAGAAGCACAACCGUCGCUAUCAUCCGUCCAUCGACCCAAUGUCCGAGCUCAGCCUGCACUUGCAUGUGUUCUGA